GUCUCAAACAAUUUUGAAAAGUUAUCAGAUGAAGGAGGAAUGGGGUCGAUUACAACACUGAACCAUUCUGAGUGUGUGAAGCACAAUGCAUGCCAUACCCACCACAACUUUGGAAACUUAUCAUCUUUAAAAGAGUUAUGGUUAAGUGGAAUUAAUGAUGUGAGCUUGUUUGCAAACAUCCAAAACCUUUCACUGCUGCAAGUACUUCACCUGGAAAAUUGUCAAAACCUUGUGUCUCUGCCACAACUUCCACCAUCACUGGGUGUGCUUAGUUUAAGUGAUUUAAGGGAACUCGUGUCUCUACCACAGCUUCCACCAUCCCUUGAAAUUGUUCAGUUAAUUGACUGUAGGAAACUCGUGUCUCUGCCACAGCUUCCACCAUCCCUUGAAAGUCUUCAGUUAAAUGACUGUAGGGAACUCGUGUCUCUGCCACAGCUUCCACCAUCCCUUGACAGGCUUUUGUUAAAUGAUUGUAGGAAACUCGAGUCUCUACCACAGCUUCCACCAUCUGUGACAUAUGUGAAAGCCAUUAACUGCACUCUUCUAGGGACAGAUUUCACUCAACGGAUAGCAUUACAACACAUGUUGAGUCGCUCACAGAGCCUUAACUUCGGUAAGUUUUUCAUGUUCCCAGGAGACCAUGUGACCGACAAGUGUGAGUUUCAAAAAGCAGGGACUUCAAUAACUAUUCCUUACCUCUCACCGUCGAACUUGUGUGGUUUCAUUUGUUCCCUCGUCCUUUACAGGGGAUCAUACGAUGGUAUUGUUUCGUCUUCUGUCUAUCAAGAUGACGAAGGGGUCUUCUACGACAAUUACUUAGUCUCCAAAAAUCUAACUUCAGAUCACAUUUCAUUUCACUAUUUUAAACCAAAAGAUCUUUCCAACGACGUACCAUUGAAAUUUGAAUUUCAUUUCUAUGAACGGGGUAGUCGUAAAGAUUACAGUCAAGAGAGAAUAAAAGAGUGUGGAGUCUUCCCAGUGUAUGCCUCAAGCAUGGAAAUUAGAGUUGGAGAAUCUGAUGAUGAAAAUGAAUUGGAAUCCAUUUCUCAAAUCAAUAAUAAUGAGUCUCAGCCUAGUGAAAAUGGAGAUGCAGUUGGAGUUGGAGUUGGAGGCUCUAGUAAUGAAAAUGGAUUGGAAUCCAUCACUCAAAUCCAUGAGAAUGAGUCACAACAUGAAUCCAUUAGAGUUAAAGGCUCUAAUAAUGAUAAUUAAUGGGAGUGGGGAUUUUAUGCUUAUUAGACUACUUCAUUGGUUUUCUUUUGAAACUUGGUGGGAAGAGCUCUCUAGCAUGGUGGAAUAGUCAAAGCAAUAUUCAGAACUCUUUGAUGGUCUAUUUCACGUCAUUUACAAAUAAAAAGAGAUUAUUUAUUCUACAGUAGAUGAGUGAUAUAUCAAACUAUGAUGGUAAUGAGUUUAUGAUUCAAAAUAAGAAAACCUUUCUUUGUCUCUUGUCAAUAAGAUGAGUGAUAUCAAAUUAUGAUGUGCUAGGAAUGUUUCUCUGUUCAGACAAUCUAAUAAAAUAAAUGAUCUGAAUCGAAUU
Molecule: messenger RNA, 1540 nt
Organism: Cajanus cajan (pigeon pea)
Lineage: Eukaryota; Viridiplantae; Streptophyta; Magnoliopsida; Fabales; Fabaceae
Source: RefSeq, a predicted model, not a curated record